AGAGUAUAAAUGAGAGCCACUUGAAUUUAUAUUCCGUUCACGUAACAGUCUGCGUGAGAGGAGACGAAGAUUCUUUGUUUUGGGUUUCUGCCCGUUUCUAGAGGACCCUCUCAUCAAUCUCAUCUCACUCGCACAAGAAAGAAAAACCCCCGAAAAAAAAUAUUUUAAAGAAUGAAAAUCCACCAACUCCAAAACCACUCCUCUCCAUUAUUCUAAUUGCCAUCUCUUCCCACGUCUUUCCUCCCCAUAUCUUUCUUUACUCUCUCUCUCUCUCUCUCUCUCUCUCUCUCGUGAUGGUUGAACUGUCAUUUGGACUUCCAAGAAUGGCUAACUCCUUCUAGGAAAGAAUCCAUUGUCGUUGAUUUUUUUCUUGGAAGUUGUUGUUGUUGGAGAAGGAGAGUCUCUCUCUUUUUGGGUCGUCUUUGUUUUUUUUUUUUUGGUACGGAAUUGGAAGUGGAAAUGGUUUUUUGAGAUCUUUAAGAGUCGUAUGGGAAUGGGUCUAUGCUAAAAUGAGCCGGUGGGUGAUGUAGAGUGCUGGUUUCCUGAUUGACUGCAUCUGGGUCGUCGCUGUUUUCUUCUGCAAAGAUAGCUGGAGGAAUGGUUUUUCUGAAAUUUUGAGGCGUUUGGAGAUGGAUCUUGAAGGUCCUGUUUAUCGAAAUCCUGUGAAGAACUUGCAGCUGGAAUGGUUCUGUUGAGAUUGUGGAGUUGUCGUCUGGGCAUGGACGGGUUGGUGCUAGGAUGCGCCGGUUGGUGCUGCAUGAUAAAGAGUCUUGGAAGACGGUUUUGACAUUGGCAUACCAGAGCCUGGGCGUCGUCUAUGGGGAUUUGAGUACUUCCCCUCUUUAUGUCUACAAGAGCACCUUUGCCGAAGAUAUUCAGCACUCAGAGACGAAUGAAGAGAUCUACGGCGUUCUAUCGUUUGUGUUCUGGACACUGACUCUCGUCCCGCUGCUUAAAUAUGUGUUCAUUGUGCUCAGGGCAGACGAUAAUGGUGAGGGCGGGACGUUUGCACUGUAUUCGUUGCUGUGCCGGCAUGCACGGGUGGGCUUCUUGCCGAACUGCCAGGUGGCAGAUGAGGAGCUGUCAGCUUACAAGAAGGAUGGUGGGAGCAAUCUGAGGCCUGAUAAGGGAGUCGGGGCGCGGAUGAAAACGUUGUUGGAGAAGCAUCGAGUGUUGCAGAGGGUGUUACUGGUUCUUGCAUUGAUUGGGGCUUGUAUGGUUAUCGGUGAUGGUGUACUCACACCGGCGAUUUCUGUGUUCUCUGCGGUCUCGGGCCUUGAGCUUUCAAUGUCGAAGGAGCAUCACAAAUAUGUUGAGGUUCCUGUUGCGUGUGUCAUACUCGUAUGUUUGUUUGCCCUCCAACACUAUGGUACCCAUCGGGUGGGUUUCCUGUUUGCACCAGUCGUCAUAACGUGGCUUUUAUGCAUCAGCACUAUUGGUAUCUACAAUAUUUUCCAUUGGAAUCCACAUGUAUACCAAGCACUCUCUCCAUAUUACAUGUACAAGUUUUUGAAGAAGACCCAAAGGGGCGGUUGGAUGUCUUUAGGUGGAAUCCUCUUGUGUAUAACAGGCUCAGAAGCUAUGUUUGCGGAUCUCGGACACUUCUCUCAGCUAUCAAUCAAGAUUGCUUUCACUUCUGUGGUUUAUCCAUCCUUGAUACUUGCAUAUAUGGGUCAAGCAGCUUAUCUAUCUAAACAUCAUAUUAUUGAAAACGACUACAGAAUUGGGUUCUAUGUAUCUGUUCCAGAGCGAAUACGAUGGCCUGUUUUGGCAAUAGCCAUACUUGCAGCAGUGGUAGGAAGCCAAGCCAUCAUCACAGGAACUUUCUCGAUCAUCAAACAGUGCUCCGCAUUGGGCUGCUUCCCAAGGGUUAAGAUAGUCCACACAUCAUCUAAAAUGCAUGGUCAGAUCUACAUCCCAGAGAUCAAUUGGAUUCUUAUGGUGCUAUGUUUGGCUGUCACUGUUGGUUUCAGAGAUACAAAACGCAUGGGUAAUGCGUCAGGUUUAGCAGUUAUAACUGUCAUGCUGGUGACCACAUGCCUGAUGUCCCUAGUGAUUGUCCUCUGCUGGCAUCAGAGUGUCAUUCUAGCCAUCUGCUUCAUUUUCUUCUUCGGCUCCAUUGAGGCGCUCUACUUUUCAGCCUCCCUUAUCAAGUUCCUUGAAGGUGCAUGGGUCCCUAUCGCCCUCGCCUUAAUCUUCAUGCUUCUCAUGUAUGCGUGGCACUACGGUACUCUCAAGAAGUACGAGUUCGACGUCCAAAACAAGGUCUCCAUCAACUGGCUUCUCAGUUUGGGCCCCAGCUUGGGCAUUGUCCGUGUUAGAGGCAUUGGUCUUAUCCACACCGAACUUGUAUCGGGAAUCCCAGCCAUCUUCUCCCAUUUUGUCACCAACCUCCCGGCCUUCCACCAGGUCCUAGUCUUCCUCUGCAUCAAGUCUGUCCCUGUACCAUACGUCCAGCCCAACGAACGUUUCCUUGUGGGCCGCAUAGGCCCGAAACAGUAUAGACUCUAUAGGUGCAUAGUCCGAUAUGGGUACCAUGAUGUCCACAAAGAUGACUUGGAGUUCGAAAAGGACCUAGUUUGUAGUAUAGCGGAAUUUGUGCGGUCGGAGGGAUCAGAACCAAAAGCAAUUGACAACAUUGAAAAGGAUGAUGAGAAGAUGACAGUUGUUGGGACAUCAACGCAUGUCGACGGGAUCCAAUUUCGCGAGGAAGAUUGUGAUCCAGCUGAGCAAGCAGGCACGUCAGAGCUGAGGGAGAUACAGUCACCCAUAGUGGCAAGGAAGAGGGUGAGGUUCGUGCUGCCCGAGAGCCCACAGGUGGACUUGGGGGUGAGGGAGGAACUGCAGGAGCUGAUGGAGGCAAGGGAAGCAGGCAUGGCAUUUAUACUCGGUCACUCGUAUGUAAGAGCAAAAAGCGGUUCAAGCCUUAUAAAGAAGCUGGUGAUUGAUUACGGGUAUGACUUCUUAAGGAGAAAUUGCAGGGGCCCCACCUAUGCAUUGAGCAUUCCACAUGCAUCAACUCUAGAGGUCGGUAUGAUAUGUCAUGUUUGAUAUCGGGUUUGUUAUACAUCCCCUAUAUAUAUGUGUAUAUUAUCAUAAAUUAAGGCUUCUCAUACCAUGUUUGAAAGCGGAAACGGUUGGCUUGAUAGUUUGUCCUCUCGAAAGUAGGCCAUUUUCUGUUCAUAGGAGUAGAUUUUGUACAUGUGGCUCACCCGGAGACCCAACCCGGCUGAUUUUUGAGCAACAGCUUAUGUAUUGUGUGCCCCAUUCAAUGAACGGGCCACUUCCUUGA
Magnolia sinica is the source of this 3292-nucleotide messenger RNA. RefSeq names its product potassium transporter 6-like. Lineage: Eukaryota; Viridiplantae; Streptophyta; Magnoliopsida; Magnoliales; Magnoliaceae. The coding region runs from base 739 to 3051 and encodes 770 amino acids. Gene Ontology annotation, biological process: potassium ion transmembrane transport. The transcript is spliced from 9 exons. Gene Ontology annotation, cellular component: membrane. The record is from RefSeq and is a predicted model, not a curated record. Gene Ontology annotation, molecular function: potassium ion transmembrane transporter activity.